AUGGCGAGCAUCGAACCCAUCAACCCAGAGUCUGACUCGCGCAUCGAGGUCAAGACGGCGACGCUGAAUGGACAGACGUACGAGUAUUUGUAUGGUGUGCCCAAGUCGGGGGAGUGGAAGAAGACUGUUUUUCUGAUCCAUGGAUGGCCUGAUCUCGCCAUGGGAUGGCGAUACCAGAUCCCGCUUCUGCUGGAUUUGGGAUUUCGCGUCGUAGCACCGAAUAUGAUGGGAUACGGCGGAACUGCUGCUCCUCAAGCCCCUCCCAACCCGCUCAAUCUAUACGGCAUGAAGAGGGCGUCAGACGACAUUGCUGCGCUGGCCAAGGAAGUCGAGGCGCCGCAGAUUGUGUUGGGAGGUCAUGAUUGGGGAGGUGCCGUUGUCUGGCGUGCUGCUCAAUGGUACCCCGAGCUGAUCACUCACGUCUUUUCAAUCUGCACGCCGUAUGCUGCGCCGUCUGAAAAGUACUUUGCCAUUGAAGACAUUGUCAAGGGACCUGUACCCCAGUUCGCAUAUCAGAUGCACCUUGCGUCUGGCGAGGUGGAGAAGGUGAUCAAGGAUGAGGAGACUAUCAGACAGUUCCUAAAGGGCAUGUAUGGCGCCAAGGGACCAAAUGGUGAAGUUGUCUUCAAUCCCACCAAGGGUGUGCUAUCCGAGAACUUGGCAAAGGUCGGAGAAGGCGUGCUCCUGAAGGGAAAGGUCCUGGACUACUACGUCAAGCAAUACUCUAACCACGGCAUUCAUCCUACCCUCAACUGGUACCGCACACGCCGCUUGAACUGGGAAGAAGAGCAAGAGCUGCUUGACAAGAAGACCAUUACGCAGCCUGUUCUCUUUAUUCAAGGAAUGCUAGACAUGGUCCUCACGCCAGAGUUGUCAAAGGGCAUGGAGAACUUCAUCCCACAGCUCACCAGAGGCGAGGUGGCAACUGGGCACUGGGCCAUGAUACAGAAGCCAGACGAAGUGAAUCAAAUUAUCCGCCAAUGGUUUGUGGCGCAAGGCCUAGUAGACAAGCAGCCAAACAGUCAAUUGUAG
Bipolaris oryzae ATCC 44560 is the source of this 1032-nucleotide messenger RNA. RefSeq lists its product as uncharacterized. Gene Ontology annotation, molecular function: hydrolase activity. The transcript is spliced from 7 exons. The coding region runs from base 1 to 1032 and encodes 343 amino acids. The record is from RefSeq and is a predicted model, not a curated record. Lineage: Eukaryota; Fungi; Ascomycota; Dothideomycetes; Pleosporales; Pleosporaceae.